Teleopsis dalmanni is the source of this 1376-nucleotide messenger RNA. Its product is annotated as beta-1,3-galactosyltransferase 5-like. Gene Ontology annotation, cellular component: membrane. Lineage: Eukaryota; Metazoa; Arthropoda; Insecta; Diptera; Diopsidae. The coding region runs from base 65 to 1207 and encodes 380 amino acids. Gene Ontology annotation, molecular function: hexosyltransferase activity. The record is from RefSeq and is a predicted model, not a curated record. The transcript has 2 exons.
AUCCUAAGCAAAACAAAUGUUUUAAAUUAUUUUGUGGUGGUUUCAAAAAAUACACACAUUCCAAAUGAGAAUCCCUGGACGCAUUAAAUGCAAGCUGCUUGCAUUGGUGGCUAUUAUAGUACUCAUUUUUAUUGGCACAAUUUUUUUCACGAAUAAUGUAAAAGGCGAUGAAUUCUUGACUCUUCUUAGUUGGGACGAGAGCGACAUGAAUUUCGAAAUUCAUGGACAACAAUUACCAAACUUAACAAAUUUUGCAUACACAUUAGAAAAUAAUUUAUGCAAUAAUAAAAAAGAAUUCUUAGCAAUUAUAAUUGUGACUUCAUAUGCUGGACAUGAUGAAUUGCGUUCUGCGCACCGGCAGGCUAUUAGCCAAGUUAAACUUGCUGAACUAGGUUUUAAGCGUGUAUUUCUUUUAGCUGAAAUACCAAAAACUGAACAUUUCAUCAAUCAAAAUCAACUGCAAAAUGAGCAGGAACGCUUCGGCGAUUUAUUGCAAGGCAACUUCAUGGAGGGAUAUCGCAAUCUGAGCUAUAAACAUAUUAUGGGCUUACGUUGGGCAGCAAUUGAAUGCAAGCAAGCAAAAUUUAUUAUUAAAAUAGAUGAUGAUAUUGUGUAUGAUGUAUUUCAACUACGUCGCUAUUUGGAAUUGUUAGAAGUGCAACACGCAGAAUUGGCUUCAUCUGACAAUCUAUUAUCUGGUUAUGUUUUACGUAAUACAAAACCCCAACGUAAUAUUGCCAACAAAUGGUUCGUUUCUUCGCAAGAGUAUAUUGGCGAUAUCUAUCCUGAUUAUUUAUCCGGCUGGCUUUAUAUAACGAAUUCAGCAACUGCUACAAAACUAGUAUAUGAAGCACAGCAAAGUAAUUUUUUUUGGAUUGAUGAUACUUGGGUAACUGGAAUUCUACGUGAAAAGCUAAAAAUUCCAAUACAAACUUUGAAUGCUUGGUACUCUGCUAAUUCGGAAUUUCUUGAUUGCUGUGUACGUGACCUGAAGCAAUAUAAUUAUGAGUGCGAAUAUUUUGUUGGUCCAAAUGGAGGCGACAAUAAAUUAAUUGUAGAAUUUUUACACAACGUAGAGAAAUGCUAUUUUGAUGAAUGUACGAAGCGUGCGCCAGACAAAUCAUUAAAACAAACUUGUGUGGCUAGUGUAAAAAAUGUCAUACCCGGUCACGGUGAAGCACACAUUAAGCAACUAACACGUGUAUAGUAUCAAAUUGCUUAAAUAAGUUAAUAUCUUCAUUCUCAAAUUUUCUCGAAACUACUCGAGACUACAAAACCGUCCCAGUUUUAGAUUAACUAUGUAUUAAGUAUAGUAACUGUUAUAAAUACUCAUAUUUGCAAUAAGCAUUAGCACUUGUUAAAAAAAUAAGUGCUAU